AGUGGGCGGAGUUUGGAGGCUGUGUGCGGUCCGACCGCACACAGGGCCCGUGAACAGCCCUCGAUAAAUGGUGGUUUCUGAGCCUGGCCGCAAACUUGGCUAUCUCAACUCAAAACUAAUGUUAAGGUGGGAUGGUCCCUUUAAGCUACGUUUUGAGCAUUUACUGGUUUGCAACACAAUCGUCACACGCUUAAUUUUGGUGGACUUCGUUUUGAAUGUGCUGUUGGGGUAAUACGCCCACUUUGGUGUGGGACAAAACGCCCAUCAUGGGCGUUUUACCCCUAAUGGGAGUUAUACAGUACGGGUAUUUGCGAACAUUUUUGGCUGAAACUGUAGACCAACUUAAGUUUUGUAAGAUGGCUUCAAAGAAGAAAGAAGGCUCAAAUGCAGCCUUAACAGGCCUCUAUGCUGAACUUAACACCUUGGGACAAGCAGAUGAAUAUGAGAAGAUUAUCAAAAUCUCCAAUAAAAUCCUCUCAAUGGACAAGACUGCUCUGAAGGCUCUGCAAUAUAAGAUCAUCAGUCUAAUCAACCUGGGCAGAUUUGAUGAAGCUCUGAAACAGAUGAGCAACAGCGCCAAACUUGCAAGCUCCCUGCACUUUGAGAAGGCCUACUGCCUGUACCGCCUGAACCAGAACCAGGAGGCCCUGGAGGCCAUCAGCCAGGCGCCCGAGCAGACACUCCAGCUUAAGGAGCUCAAGGCGCAGCUCUUCUACAAACUGGACAGGUUCCAGGAGUCGCACCAGACCUACCGCGAGGUCAUCAAAAACACGGACGACGACUUUAACGACGAGCGAAUGGCCAACCUGGCCGCCGUGCUGGCGCAGCUGGGCAUGACCAACCAGCCGGUGCCGGACGCCAGUGACCUGGGCGACUCCACAUACGAGCUGGUGUACAACGCGGCGUGCCGUCUGCUGGCGGCCGGCCGGUACCAGGCGGCCGAGCGGCAGCUGGCGCGCGCUGCCGACCUCUGCCGGCACACGCUGCGCGAGGACGGCGCCGACGACGACGAGGUGGACCAGGAGACGGCCGUCAUCGACGUGCAGCGCGCCUACUGCCUGCAGCGGCUCGGCCGGCCCGCCGACGCCGCCCUCCUCUACCACGAGACGCUCAAGAAGCGGCCGUCCGACGGCGCCGUGCUCGCCGUGGCCGCCAACAACAUCGUCUGCAUCAACGGCGACCAGAACGUGUUCGACUCCAAGAAGCGGAUGCGGGCGGUGACGGCCGAGGGCGCCGAGGCCAAGCUGGCCGGCCACCAGCGCCGGGUGAUGGCCGUCAACCAGUGUCUGUUCAGCCUGCUCACCCACCAGGGCGAGGCGCUGCAGAAGCAGCUCUCCCAGCUCACCGAGCGCUACCCGCAGGAGGCAGUGACGGCCGCGCUGAUCCGCGCCUCGGCCGCCGCCCGCAAGAGCCCGGACGAGGCGGCGCGCCUGCUGUCCGAGCUGCGCACCGACUCGCCGCAGCAGCAGCUGCUCGUGCAGCUGGCGCAGGUGCAGCUGCUGGUGGGCCGCGGCCAGCUGCUGGAGGCCAGCCGGCAGCUGGGCGCGCUCGGCGACCUCAGCCGCCGGCCGGGCGUCGUGUCGACGCGCGUGGCGCUGUGCGUGCGCGCCGGUAGCCAGGAGGCGGCCGCCCAGCUGCUCCAGGAGGCGGUCAGGCAGCAGGCGCAGGCCGGCGCGCGCGGCGACGCCAGCCAGCUGUGGCGCCAGUCGGCCGACUUCAGUCUGCGCUGCGGCGACCCGCGCGCCGCCGCCGCCAGCCUGGAGGAGCUGCGCCGCGCCCAGCCGGGCGACGUGCGCACCGUGGCGCAGCUGGUGACCGCCUACAGUCAGUUCGACCCGGCGGCGGCGCGGCGCGUCUCUGCCGAACUGCCCCCGCCGCAGCUCGGCACCGGCCUGGACGUGGACGCCCUGGAGAGCACCUCGUGGUCGGCGGGCGGCCGGCCGCGCCGCAAGGACGGCCUGCCCAGUCCCGGAUCACCCAGCUCGCCGGAUACGCCCGGUGACGCGCUGAUCCAGAGCCAGAACAAGAAGCGCAAGAAGAAGAAGCCCAAGCUGCCCAAGAACUACAACCCCAAGGUGAAGCCGGACCCGGAGCGUUGGCUGCCGCGCCGCGAGCGAUCCACCUUCAAACAGCGCAAGAGGCGGCGCAACGAGCCCAUGAAGGGCACCCAGGGCGGCCCGUCGGCGCAGAGCGACCUCUACGACAUCACCAAGACGGCGGUACAGCAGAAGGCGGCGCCCCUGCCCGACCAGACGGCCGGACCCCGCCAGAUGGCCCGAAACGCCCAGAAGAAGAAGAAGCAGAACAAGAAAAAGUGGUGAGCGCAACGCCGUCGCCGCACUGGAAAAUGGUCGGUUAUCUGUCCUUCCUCUAUAUUCUAUGGAUUACAUUAUGGUGGAAAUGA
Molecule: messenger RNA, 2404 nt
Organism: Amphibalanus amphitrite
Lineage: Eukaryota; Metazoa; Arthropoda; Thecostraca; Balanomorpha; Balanidae
Product: signal recognition particle subunit SRP72-like
Exons: 8
Coding region: 216-2321 (701 amino acids)
Biological process (GO): SRP-dependent cotranslational protein targeting to membrane
Cellular component (GO): signal recognition particle, endoplasmic reticulum targeting
Molecular function (GO): protein binding; 7S RNA binding; ribosome binding
Source: RefSeq, a predicted model, not a curated record